Messenger RNA from Xyrauchen texanus (razorback sucker), 6294 nucleotides. Its product is annotated as rab11 family-interacting protein 2-like. Gene Ontology annotation, molecular function: small GTPase binding. Gene Ontology annotation, biological process: regulated exocytosis. Gene Ontology annotation, cellular component: phagocytic cup; endosome. The record is from RefSeq and is a predicted model, not a curated record. The coding region runs from base 461 to 1870 and encodes 469 amino acids. The transcript has 6 exons. NCBI's taxonomy places the organism in Eukaryota, Metazoa, Chordata, Actinopteri, Cypriniformes, Catostomidae.
CUGAUGUGGAAUACCACACAUUUGUUAACGAUGAAUUAGUGCCGACUAAAGCAACUGAUUUACUUCUACCCACUACAGAUGCAGAGAAUUGAUACCGAUUUACUUGACCGAUUAUUCCACAUCCAGAUCCUUCGCCACCCGAGCUCGGAAAAGAUGAUUCAGAGGUUACUAUUUAGGUUACAUCUGUGGUGGUGACGCCCGUCAUUAUUUGCACUAUUAAUAGAUGUCUCUGAACAGUAAUGGGCUGCGCACCUUUGUUAUGACACAUAUUUUCUGCCCACACUGUUAACCCUUCCUUUCAAAUUUGAUCACCUUUUUGGUCACUCAUUUUCAGUGAUGAAAAGCUCAGUCAAAAUGCCAAAGCCUAAUUAAUGUUUAAGUUCUAAACUUAAUGUUUACCAAAUAUUUAUGAGUUUUACACUCAUAUUCAGCAAAAAUCCAUAUUUAUACACCUGACAUCAUGUCAUUGGCCAAACAGUCACAGAAGUGGUUUCCAACUCAUGUUCAAGCCACUGUCCUCCAAGCAACAGACCUGCAACCAAAGGGCAAGAAUGGCACCAAUGAUGCCUACACCAUCAUCCAGUUGGGCAAAGAGAAGUACUCCACUUCAGUGGCAGAAAAGACCCUCAACCCAGCCUGGAAGGAAGAGGCCUCCUUUGAACUGCCAGGGCUGCUAUUGGAGAGCAAUCCAGAGGUUUACGAGCUGUGUCUCACUGUGAUGCACAGGUCCCUAGUUGGGUUGGAUAAAUUUCUGGGCCAAAUACUUAUCAACUUAAAUGAGAUAUUUUCCAAUAAGGAGCAUAGGAAAACUGACUGGUACACUCUAGUCUCACGGCCUGGUAAGAAGCGGAAAGAGCGAGGGAAGAUUCAGGUUAGCAUCCAGUUCAUGCGGAACAACAUGACCGCCAGCAUGUUCGAUUUGUCGAUGCGAGACAAGCCCCGAUCGCCAUUCUCCAAGCUCAAGGAGAAGAUGAAGGGUCGCAAGCACGAUGGUGCCUUUUCAGACACAUCUUCUGCCAUUAUUCCACGCUCCAGGCAGAGUGAGACUGAUUCUCUGCCAGACGAACACCCGCACCCUCGUGUUGCACCUGAACCCAAGCCAAAGCGCUCGCUUCUCGCUGGGACGCAGAAACUUUCUGCUGCUCACUCGAUGUCUGAUCUGAUAGGAAUCCACUUCAGGCCCAAACUCGACUCUAUUAACUCCAUUGAAGAAACUGGGGGCACCGCAUCUCACCAACACUCUCAGAGUGAUGGAUAUGGCUGUGACCCCUUUUCCGACAUCGGAGACAACAUGCCUCAGAAAUAUGCCACUCUCCCGCACAACCGCAAUCCCUUCGAGGGCGAUCAGGGAAUGAUGUUGGGGACUGAGAAGAAAGGGAAGAAGGAGAAGGUUGGUCUUCUGGGUAGAGUGACUGGGAAGAAAGAAGGCAAGAAAACUGGGGCUUGGACAGGCAGCUCUGGUGACCUGCGAUCUCCAAAUCCAUUUACUACUGAAACCUCAAGUGAAACCAACCCUUUUUUCUCACACUUCAGAUCCAGCAGUGACAACGUGAGAAAUCCCACUAGUAAAGAAGAUCUCAUCCAGAGAUUCAAAACCUCCCCUGAGAAGAUUCACGGCAUGAAAAACUCAAGAGAUCAUGAGCCUGAAAAUCUCCAGGCAACUAAGGCGGCCUACAGCAAUCUUUCCUUUGAGGAAGUUGUGCAGGAGCUCAUCAAGCAGAAAGAGGUGGUGAGAAAGAAAGAUGGUCAUAUUCGGGAGCUGGAGGACUACAUUGAUAACCUGCUGGUCAGGGUCAUGGAAGAGACUCCUAGCAUCCUCAGGACACCCUAUGAGCCCAAGAGGAAAGCUGGAAAGAUCUCGAAGAAGUAAAGGAGCCUGGAGUUAGACCUGGCAUAUCUUAACUUCAGAUUUGGCAAAAUGUAUUGCUUGUUAAAGGAGGUUGAAAUGUCGGUUUUAACAGAACGCAAGUGUAUCCGUUCACGCAUGGACACACAAAAGAAUAACCAGAUUUGGGGUCAUUGAAGGACAAUGGACACUAAUUGUGGUGAUGCCAAAAUACCUUUUAUAGAUUUUGAACUCUAGUAUGUUUUUUUAGAGAAUCUUUCGACUGUUGUAGACUGAUACUUGUGAGUGAACCAUUUAAAAAAAUAUUCACAAGUAGCCAGUCAUCAAGGCUUUCUUGUGUGAUGAGACCAAUAUUAUGUUUGUACCGAAAAUGACUGUGUUUCAGUUGACUUUUACUUUGAAUUCAGUCAGUUAAACUGAAUUCAGCACUUAAUACUACUCAGUACAACUGUGUUUUACAAUUAUCAGUUUGCUAUGCCUUUAAUUUGCUAUGACAAAAUUCACACAAACACAAUUGGAUAUUGCUAAAACUGAAACCUGAUACAUUUAGUUACAUGUUUCUCCUAAAGAAUAUGGGGUGAAGCAAGGGAACGUAUAGCUUACUGGGACCACAGUACUUAAUACCUAUUUUAAGUGUAUACUGGAUGUCUGGAAGACCAUAUUGGGUUUAACAGGGUAACUCUCCUUAAGUGUUUUUACACUGUAUAUGUGAUCAGGCUCAUUGUGAUAUUCACAUUUUUGGGGUACCAGUUUGAUUAGUUGCAGGUGGGUACAUGCACUUUUGGUACUUUUUCAAAUGAUUCUUCUAUAAAAUUAUACAUUGGUACAGAAUUACACUACUAAAUAUUUAUUUUGAGCUUUAUUUACAAUGAAAAAAUGUAUGUAUGUGAAUAAUACUUUUCCCUUUUUUAAGUCCAAGACACAAAGUAACUCCCUCUGUAUUAUACAGUGACAUCAAAAGUUUGGAAUGGGCAUCCAAAACACAUGGACUGCCUACAGUUGAAAACACCAAUGUGAGCCAGUCAGUCAGUCCAGCACAGAAGUAUUAUAUAGCCCCUUUAAACAACUUUUAAACUUAAUGGCUACUAAGUUUCCAGAGCCAUAAGCUUCAAUACUAUUUUAGCCCUUGCUAAAUUAAAACCUCCGCAAACAACAGAAUAAUUGGGUUUAUGCUUUUAUCGUUGAAUAGGUGUUAUUCAAAUUAUUAUUAUUUUUUUUUUAAACAUUUCAGUCAUUUUGAUAAAUUACAAUGCAUAGCAUGCUUUAUGCAACAAAAUAAAUAGUAUGAUAGACAGAAACUAGCUAUAGAAUAUUCAAAGAUAAGAAAAUUGUUUACAAAAUGCUUAAGUUUCAAGGCGGUACUCUUCAAAAUACUGCUUUUCCAAUAUUUGUGCUUUUGGAGAGAUUGGCUCAGCAAGACACUUCCUGUACUGCUUACUGUGAUUUUGCUCGUAUCCUGUCAUCUGUAUUGCAUAUCUGGUGAGAAAACACUGGCUUUCAGUCUUUGUAACUAUUUUGCACCUUGGGCUGUUACACUGGAGCAUCUGUAAAGUGAAAUACUGCAAAACAAUGGUGCAUCUUCACACCAGUUACGUGUAUGAAAUAUGUACAUUUGAGUAAAGAAAAAUGGUUGUAAUGGUGAUUAAGUAUAUUAAUGUAUUAUAACCCAUUUUAAAUAUGUUAGGGCUUGAUAUGAAAAUUUAACUUGAUACAGGACAAAUAUUUAGACAAUAAUAUCCCUCGUUUAAAAACAUAAAUAAAUAAAAAAAAAAAAAAAAGCUUUUCAGAAAGCUUUUCAAAUGUAGUUUGUAAAGUACCAUGGUUAAAACACUGUGCUGGUUAGCCAUGCUGGAAAGCAAGUUUCUUCUUUACAUAAUAUUGGGUCACGAUAAGGACGUGUUGUGUUCAUACUGUAAAUUAUUGAUGUCUUGUUUAAUAUGAGUUUUUAUAAGUUAUAUGUACUUACAGUAGAACAUGAAUUUGAAGAGGUUUACAUGGGUAGAAUUUAUGGUUAAAUCAGUCAGUGCCAUUAGCAGUUACACAGUCUUACUGCUGCCAUUACGACCCAUGGCUCAAUGUCCUUUUAUAGGGUCAGUUAGGGUCAAAUUAGAACAUUAUAGAGUUUGUGCAACCAGAAGCUUAAAAAGAAGUCAAAAGUUAGUUGUGUUUUUCAUACAAUAACGUUCAAUAUACGUUUACAUCCUACAUUUUUAAAUUCACUUUUAAUUAUUUUAUAUAUUAUAUUGAUUGAUUAUGAUAUUGGUUAAAAAAAUUUUUUCGUAUUUUUUAACCAAUAUCACACGAGCAAGAGUGCGAUAUGGCCCUAUAUCAGCAUUGCUGUGGGCCGAGGUCGUAGGUAAUCACAACAGUUAUUAUUUAGGGCCAUAUAGCACGAUUGUGAGUGUAAUAUUGCUUAUAUACAACAGUUCAAUGAACAAGUACAGUCAUAAAAAAACGCAUUUGUGCGUGGAACUACUUUCUUGAUGCGUCCAAGCCUCCGUUAGUAAUUAAAACAUUUAACUUCAGAAAUGGUAUUACAGCUUGUGCUGUUUCGAGCAAGUUAUUGGAUAAAUAUGUGUGUGUGUGUGUGUGUGUGUGUUUGAAAGAGAGAGAGGGAAAGAGACUGAGCGUGUGCGAUCACCUGUCAGUUGAUCAGCUUUCUCAGUUGAAAAUUAGCAUCCAAGUGGGGGUAUUUCUCCCUAUUUCGCUGUAGCAGGUGCGCAAGAGUCGAUCACUAUAGAAACCGCAAUGUCCUCCGCCAUUUUAAACGGCACCCAUUGUGUAAUUUAUCAGUCUGUUGUGUCUCAGCUGUGAUGAGCAGUAAUGCUGAAGUUGUUCAUUUAAAGCUGUUUAAAGCUAUUUCCUUGCUUUAGUAAUGUAGUGUAUUAAGUUUAGUAAGCGAUCACGAAGAGCUGUUGUAUGUAAACAGCUGACGCGGAUUCACUUCACGUCACCUAACUAGGUCAUAUUACACACUCAAAUUAUAUUUUGCCACCACCUGCUGGCUAACAUAUGUAAUGUAAAAAAAAAAAAAGACAAACAGAAGCUCUCAACAGAUCUGCACUUCUCUUACACUUUAGUUUAGAAAGGCACGAACACAAGCGGAGUGAUACACACACAAAGUGAAGCAUCAGAGUGCUGAUGGUGUCAGACCAUCCGUGCUCAUGGAACGUCUCUUGUCCAAUCAAAUUCGAGGACCGGAACGGUUGUGUCUCUGUGUGUGUGUUUGUGUAUAUUUUAUAUAUAUAUAUAUACACACACACACAGAUCAGCCACAACAUUAAAACCACCUGCCUAAUAUUGUGUUGGUCUUUUUAUUUUUAAAGCUCACAAUCAAAUAAUGCUAAAAAAUUUGUCAAGAUUUUCUCUACAACUCAUUGUUGACUUCCAUAAACAGUAUGAAUAAUAUUUUUAUCAUAUUCGGCAGAGCAGUUUCUUUUUACGUUUUAACUCUCCUUUUGUCUCGUAGACAAAAGGAGACUGCUAUGCAUCUCUCUUUAGAGAAAUUCUUUGUGCUAUUCUGAAUGUAUUUUGACCAAUCAGCAAUGUCUGUAAUACCAAACAGUGUUGAUCACCAUGUGUACAGUAGAUAUCAUCUAGCAAUUUUUAUCACUUCAAUAUACAGCUGAAAUGAUUCAUUUGUUUUCACUUUCACUCAAACUAGAAUAAGAGGAUGGUAGAUUUGUAUUUUGCUUUACUUUAUCGAGGUUUCACUGUGGUUGAUUAUCAAGAAUGCAAGUUAAUAUGUCAGUCAAACUGAAUUUUCUCAACAGAGGCGAUUUGUUGAGUCCAGUUUGGAUUUUUUUCUUUUAUACAUAGCAGCCUUCUUAGGAUAUUAGACUUUCUCCUUUUUUCCAUUUUGGGUACUGCAAAAUGUUUUAUUUCUCCUCGCUGUUCUGAUGGUUGUUGAUUUUAUUUUAUUUUUUACUUUUCUUUUUAUUGUUUGUCUAGCUAUGUCUAAGCUAAUGCCUAAUGGUUUGUAAUAGUAGUCUUCAUCUUUCUGUAUUGCUGCUAUUUUCCUAAUUGUUAGUUGGAUUUACAUAGAUUUAAUUUAGAUUAUUUUCCUCAAUAAAGGAAAGUAGCAACACAAAAGUACAAAUUAAACAUAUAUGAAAGCCACAGUAUCAACACAAAGUUAAAAUAGAAUAUAUAUCAAUAGUUCUGAGGAAAAAAAAAAGAAUAAUUGUGUCAUUUAUGCAUACAAUCUAUGGUGCUGCAAUUAUGUCUUACAUUUGUACCAGCUUUUCAGCAUUGUAUAUCAUAUAGGUUUGCAUUGGUGUAAACCACUUUUCUAAACUAAUUUAAAUACAUUUUUUUCCUUCAAAAACUUGAAUCUUCAAUAGUAUGUAAAUAACACAACGUAGACUGUGGCAUGAUUGAGUGUAGAAGAAAGAGCUGACUGUAUUGUCCUGUGACUACUGUAUACAAAUGAUGGUAUAGCCCCUUUC